Molecule: messenger RNA, 1038 nt
Organism: Mollisia scopiformis
Lineage: Eukaryota; Fungi; Ascomycota; Leotiomycetes; Helotiales; Mollisiaceae
Product: putative 40S ribosomal protein S4-B
Exons: 3
Coding region: 42-830 (262 amino acids)
Biological process (GO): translation
Cellular component (GO): ribosome; cytosolic small ribosomal subunit
Molecular function (GO): RNA binding; structural constituent of ribosome
Source: RefSeq, a predicted model, not a curated record
CGACCGACAACACCCCAUUUCGAUACACAUUAAUCGACAAAAUGGGAAAGGGACCUAAGAAGCAUCAAAAGCGUCUCAGCGCGCCAUCGCAUUGGCUUCUGGACAAAUUGUCUGGUGCCUAUGCUCCUCGCCCAUCUCCCGGUCCUCACAAGCUCCGCGACUGCAUGCCCCUCAUCGUCUUCAUCCGAAAUCGUCUAAAGUAUGCCCUCAACUCGCGCGAGACCAAGGCUAUUGUCAUGCAACGCCUGAUCAAGGUCGAUGGCAAGGUCCGAACCGACGCCACAUACCCAGCCGGCUUCAUGGAUGUUAUCAGCAUCGAGAAGACCAAGGAGCACUUCCGUCUCGUCUACGAUACCAAGGGUCGCUUCACCGUCCACCGAAUUCAAGAUGAGGAGGCCGAAUACAAGCUCGGGAAGGUCAAGCGUGUGCAAUUAGGCAAAGGCGGAAUCCCAUUCUUGGUCACGCACGAUGCUAGAACUAUCCGUUACCCUGACCCAGCCAUCAAGGUCAACGACACCGUCAAAAUCGAACUUGCUACCGGCAAGAUCCAAGACUACAUCAAGUUCGAUACCGGUGUCAUUGCCAUGGUCACUGGUGGUCGUAACAUGGGUCGUGUUGGUAUCAUCACUCACCGAGAACGUCACGAUGGAGGCUUCAACAUCGUCCACAUCAAGGAUGCCAUAGACAACUCCUUCGCCACCCGUGAGGGCAACGUCUUCGUCAUUGGUACAGAGAAGCCAUGGAUCUCUUUGCCCAAGGGCAAGGGUGUCAAGCUUACCAUCGCAGAGGAGAGAGACCGCAGACGUGCACACGCCAUUGCCGGCCAGUAAAUGUGUUUCUCGGUUGCUUUGGCUAUGGAGGGUUGAUAUGGUUCAUGGUCUGGAGUACUUGGGCUUUUUCCGUGCUUUGGGAAAAAUUUGCGCUUUGAGAUGCAGGUAGUAGCAUAGCAGCCGCAACACCGCUAGUUGAGACCAAUACCAACGAAUGUAAAAGCAAUCCCUCCCAAUCUGCGUCCCGAGAUCCGGGUCUUCUGAAGGG